Molecule: messenger RNA, 1195 nt
Organism: Saccostrea cuccullata (small rock oyster)
Lineage: Eukaryota; Metazoa; Mollusca; Bivalvia; Ostreida; Ostreidae
Exons: 5
Coding region: 107-787 (226 amino acids)
Source: RefSeq, a predicted model, not a curated record
AAUACGUAGAAAGGGACACUUUACUUCUGAUGAAUUCCUACUAACAUAUUAGCAUGAAACAGCUUCCUUCUAACCGCAGAUUUCUUUGUGAGUCUGAUGAUUAAAGAUGAAAUUCAAUGUUUGUUUCCCACUACUCUAUUACAUCGGGAUUAUUAUUCUCCAUCAUGCUUCAUGUUAUAACCAGCUCAUAAAUACCAACCAAACGAAAGUUAAAAGCAGUUCUAGACUUCCAUAUGGAUAUGGAAAAGCAUACAAAGCAAACCUAUCUAUUGACGGAUAUCGCAGUCAAGAUGCUUUUUACUGUAUGCACACAGAUAGAAAAAAGUCAGAGGCUUGGUUACACAUUGAUCUUGGAGCCAUUUUUAAUUUGAAAAGUGUGAAAAUAUGGUACAGGGGCGAUAUAUUUCGCAAAAACCGUCCUUCGACUUUUAGACUUAAUGGAUUUUCCAUUCUUGCAUCUCGAAUGCCAGAAAUAGAUAAAAAGGACACAUGCUAUCAAGAUGCGGGGAAUGUGUCUCUAGAUACGGUGAUUGAAAUCAACUGUACAAGUGUAGCGCAAUAUGUAACGAUUUAUAAUGACAAGAAGAACGAUCCAAAUGGUGUCAUGCUAGAAAUUUGUGAAGUUGAGAUUUACGGUUGUCCACGUUUUAAAUAUGGCGAGAAAUGCGCAUCAUGUGACAUGUGUAGAAAUGAUUGCGACAUAACGGGGCAGUGUGAUGAGUACGGUUGUAGAGAGGGUUAUCUUCCACCAUUUUGCAAAGCCUGCAAUGAUUGCUGGUAUGGUUGAGAAUGUAAAGAACUUUUACUGUUGAGCCAACAGACCGUGCCAUCACGUGACCGGAUCUUGUGUUGGACUUUGCGAACCUGGAUAUUUGAGAGAUAAAUUAAAGAUACCUUUUUAAUUGAACAACGUGCGAAUCAGAGGGAAAUGAUUGAAUUGCUGAGAGGAUUAUUUACCUAUAAAAGAAAAAAGUGAAACUUAAAGAAAAGAACUCAUCUCCAACUGAAUUGAAAUUAGAUAAAUAUUCUAAAAUAACGAAAACGCUACCUUCAUUAAGUAUUUUUGAAGUGCUUAAUAUACAUUUUUCUUAAUUUAGAAGAAGAGUUUUUGUUCCAUCAUAUUUAUUCACAUUUCUUAUUUUGUUUUAGUGUAAAAUAAAUUUGUACAAAUCGUUAUGCCUUUCGUUAUGCGUGU